AACAGGAAGUCGGUCUUCCUGUAAUGUCACGUUGCAGUUAGCACUUCGCCGGUAGAUAUGAGAUUUUUUCAGUCAUUUUAUUCUCUUCGCUUUUGAAAAUGGAUGGCCGAAUGUCAACAUUGGGUUCUGCUGUCCUUGCAUUGUUCUUGGCUGGUUAUUUGGGUCAACAGUAUCUUCCACCUCCUAAACCAAAAGUAGUUGGCUUUGAUCUUGGAACUACUUUCUGUUCUGUUGGUGUGUUUCAUCCUGGACUAGGUGAAGUUGAGGUAAUUGGAGAUGAAAAGGGUCGGAAGAGCAUCCCAAGUGUUGUGUCCUUUGCUGACUCUAAUAUCUAUGUUGGAUAUGAAGGUCAAAAAAUGGCAGAUUCUUUUCCUCAAAAUACAAUAUAUGAUGCCAAAAGAUUUAUUGGAAAAAUAUUUAGUGCUGAAGAACUGGACAAAGAAAAAGGAAGAUACCAGUUUAAGGUUUUAUAUAACAAUGGAACAGCAGAAUUUUCAAUAUCGACAAAUAGAACAUUUAUUGUUACUCCUGAAUAUAUUGGAUCCCGCUUGCUCUUAAAGUUGAAGAAGAUGGCAGAAAAGUCUCUUGGAGUUCCAAUAACUAAUGCAGUCAUUUCUGUUCCGGCAGAAUUUGAUGAAAGACAGAGAAACUACACCAUAAAAGCAGCAAAUCUUGCAGGUAUGAAUAUUCUUCGUUUGAUCAACGAACCUACAGCAGCAGCAAUGGCAUACGGGCUCCACAAAGUGGAUGUCAUGAAUGUUUUAGUGGUCGACCUUGGAGGUGGCACAUUAGAUGUCUCCUUGUUGAAUAAGCAAGGAGGAAUGUUUCUAACCAGAGCUAUGGCAGGCAAUAACAAACUUGGAGGACAAGACUUCAAUCAAAGGCUACUUCAACAUGUGUUUGAAAGCAUUCAGCAGCAAUAUGGGGCCUUUCCAUUACUUAAAAGGGAUGUAUAUAAUUUGCGUCAGGCAGUGGAAAGAACAAAGCUGAAUUUAACUUUUCAGCACUCUUCAAAAAUCAGUUUACCUCUUACUUUGAAGUCUGAGGCCAAGCUUAAUGAGCCCUCAGAAGAAGACACCAUUCAAAAUGUUCUGUUUGAAGAAGAAAUAACAAGAGAACUCUUUGAAAAGCUUAAUGCAGAUCUUUUUCAAAAGAUUCUUAUUCCUAUUGAAAGGGUUUUGAAAGAUGGUUUACUGGACAAAUCAGAAGUUGAUGAGAUUGUUCUGGUUGGUGGAUCAACUAGAAUACCUCGUAUUCGCCAGAUAAUUGCUGAAUAUUUUGGGAAACAGCCCAAUAUAUCAGUGGACCCAGACCUGGCAGUGGUAAUUGGGGUAGCUAUUCAGGCAGGAAUCAUGGGAGGCUCAUGGCCUUUACAGGUCAGUGCAAUUGAAAUUCCAAACAGGCACUUAAAGAAAACAAAUUUUAAUUAAUAUAUAAGAGGCUUUCUUGCUCAGUCAAAUUUCGUCAGUACCAUGUAUUAUAAUUAUUUGAAAUACAUACAAAAAUAUUUAUUUUGCAUUUUCAUUAAAGUCAAAGUGUUACUUCUAUACAUAAUGACUUGUUCUGGAUCUUUUUAAUUAUUUCCUACAAAGCCAAUACAGAUUAAAUUUAGAAAAUUAGAAUGUAAUUUAAUAUUUGUUUUAACAUCUCAAUUAAGGGUUAUUGAAGUAAUGUUAAUAGUUGUAUCAUUUCAAGGUCAUAUAAUAUGUUACUUAUUUGAACAGUCCUGAUAAAACUCUGCUAAGUAAUCUUGAGAUUAAUAUUAAGAGGCUUUUGUUCAUCAUGUGGCUAUUUCUUGUUUUAGAUUGCAUCCAGUUCUGUUCCUUCAGUUUUUCAGUGGCCUGGUGUAUUUAAGAAAGUUAAUGUCUAAUUAAUUCAAAGAGUUCUUAUUGUAAAUAAUGUAUUUAUUUUUUUUAAUCUUUUAGUAAUAUUAAGUUACUUAAAU
This is a messenger RNA of Polypterus senegalus (gray bichir), 1945 nucleotides long. It is a transcript of the gene hspa13, whose product is annotated as heat shock protein 70 family, member 13. Gene Ontology annotation, biological process: vesicle-mediated transport; protein refolding; cellular response to unfolded protein. The record is from RefSeq and is a predicted model, not a curated record. Lineage: Eukaryota; Metazoa; Chordata; Cladistia; Polypteriformes; Polypteridae. Bases 99 to 1430 code for a protein of 443 amino acids. Gene Ontology annotation, molecular function: ATP hydrolysis activity; ATP-dependent protein folding chaperone; heat shock protein binding. The transcript is spliced from 5 exons. Gene Ontology annotation, cellular component: plasma membrane; cytosol; cytoplasm.